Messenger RNA from Cynoglossus semilaevis (tongue sole), 3963 nucleotides. RefSeq names its product membrane-associated phosphatidylinositol transfer protein 2-like. The transcript has 16 exons. Gene Ontology annotation, molecular function: phosphatidylinositol transfer activity; phosphatidylcholine intramembrane carrier activity; phosphatidylinositol binding. The coding region runs from base 766 to 3057 and encodes 763 amino acids. Lineage: Eukaryota; Metazoa; Chordata; Actinopteri; Pleuronectiformes; Cynoglossidae. The record is from RefSeq and is a predicted model, not a curated record. Gene Ontology annotation, biological process: phospholipid transport. Gene Ontology annotation, cellular component: cytoplasm.
UUUGGUGUUGUGAGUGUAAGGAGUGUGCCUGGAGUCUCGCAGCAGCAGCUCCCACUUGAGGAGUGACAACUUGGCGAUGGCGAGGGCUGUUCAUCUGCUCGCUCUUCAUUCCUGCCGCCUGUGCGGACAAAGGCGGCAGCCGCAACAGCGCUGAGUUCGCCAUCGCUCAUGCCCUUUCAGCGGCCGCGUAACUGGGACUAGCCCCGCCGACGAAAAUCCCACAUUAGUUAGAAUAGUCAAGGACGUUUCUGUAGUAGCUGAGAACCGGGGAACCGCAGCUACUUCGACCUUUCUCUGACGGGUGAGGAAAUCCAGCGCGCCACGCUGCGGCGCAGUUAUGUGGCCAUAUUUCGUUAAGGCGCUGGUAAAGUCACGUAGACCUGCGCGGCACUGAUGGUCAUGUUAGUCUACACGUCAUGCUUCUCCUCUGCUGAAGGCCGGGAGCUGACUUUGGAUGCGUUCGCCUCAGCUGUGGCAUUAUUUUCACACAUCAUCACCGAGUCCACGGCUGGUGCUGCGUGGAGCUGAGGAGUGGAAGUCGGAGCCAGAGACAAGCAAGUAAACUUCAGCGAGCUGGAGCCAGGGAGUGUGACAGUCAGCUCCAGGAACCGUCAAUGUGGACUUCAACUGGUCAUUUGACAAGUCACAUAUAGGAAUUCCAGCAUUUCUCCAGUCCCUUCUUCCCUUUCCUCCUCCUCUGUCCCUUCUUUCCCUCGUUUCAUUCUGCUCCCUGAUCCCUCUUUUGCCCUUCCUCAAAGAUUCACAAUGCUCAUCAAAGAGUACCGCAUACCCAUGCCCCUGAGUGUGGAGGAGUAUCGCAUUGCCCAGCUUUAUAUGAUCCAGAAAAAGAGCAGAGAAGAGAGCUGUGGUGAAGGUAGUGGGGUGGAGAUCUUGGAGAACAAACCCUACACAGAUGGACCAGGGGGAAAUGGACAGUACACCCACAAGGUUUUCCACAUUGGCAAGCACAUCCCGAGCUGGUUUCGCUCCAUCUUGCCCAAAGCAGCGCUACGAGUUGAAGAGGAGUCCUGGAACGCCUACCCUUACACUCGCACCAGAUACACCUGUCCCUUUGUGGAAAAGUUCUCCAUUGACAUUGAAACUUACUACAAGUCUGACACAGGCAACCAGUCUGAUGUCUUCAACAUGUCUGCAGCAGAGAAAAGGCAAACAACAAUUGACCCAAUUGACAUAGUGACAGAUCCCAUUCCCCCUCAUGAGUACAAGGUGGAGGAGGAUUUGCGCCUCUUCAAGUCAGUGAAGACCCAGAGAGGGCCGCUGAGAGACGACUGGAUAGAGGAGUACAACAACAACCCAGGAAAGACCCCCAUCAUGUGCGCUUACAAACUGUGCAAAGUGGAAUUCCGCUACUGGGGUAUGCAGUCAAAGAUUGAACGUUUCAUUCAUGAUGUUGGACUCAGGAAGGUGAUGGCCCGUGCCCACCGGCAGGCCUGGUGCUGGCAGGACGAGUGGUACGGUCUGACCAUCGAAGACAUCAGACAGCUGGAGCUGGAAACUCAGCUGGCCCUGGCCAGGAAGAUGGCACAGUUUAGCCAGGCAGAAGAAGCCACUGAAGCCAUGAGUGGAGGUCCCUCUACAGACAAAGACCAGGAGGUUAAAGAGGCCAUCAGCUCCAUCGAGGCAGAGGAGAUGGUCGUCAACACCGGGAGAGAGACUCUUCAGCCUAGAGGUGUGCUCACAAAGCAGUGGUCUGCCUCAUCCCGCUCAUCUCGCUCAUCUAAGAGAGGAGUGAGCCCAUCACGGCACAGCAUCUCAGAAUGGAGGAUGGAGAGCAUCGCACGAGAUUCUGAGGACAGCUCAGACGAGGAGUUCUUUGACGCUCAUGAGGAUCUGUCAGACGGCGAGGAGGUCUUUCCAAAGGAAAUCGUCAAGUGGAAUUCCAAUGACUUCAUGGACAAUAUUGACAGUGUGGACACAGAGGAAACUCCCGGUGAUCUGUAUAAAGAGAUGGCUGUAGAUUAUGACAGAGAUGCCAAUGAGGAGAGACUAGACGAGAUACGUUGCUCUGUUAGCGGCCGAGCCAAUAGCUCACCCAUUCCUACCAUCACAGUAACAAGGCACCAGCCAGAGAAUUUGUCACAGCAGUGCCUGCAGCCUUCCAAGAUUCAUGUUCUGAUCUUAGUCCUGCACGGAGGGAACAUCCUUGAUACAGGAGGAGGAGACCAGAACAGCAAGCAGGCAGACGUCAACACCAUUAGCACAGCUUUUGACACGGUCAUGCGCGUUCACUAUCCUGCUGCGUUGGGACGCAUCGCCAUCCGUUUGGUGCACUGCCCUGCCAUCUGUGCCGAGGCCUUUUCCCUGGUGUCCCAUCUGAGCCCGUACAGCUACGAUGAGGGAUGUCUGUCCAGCCAGGAUCAUAUCCCACUGGCAGCUCUGCCCCUCCUGGCCACCUCUGCUCCACAGUACCAGGAGGCCGUGGCCACUGUCAUGGUCAGAGCCAAUCAGGUGUAUUCUGAUUUCAUAAAGUCUUUGAAUGGCUCCAACUUCUCUGGCCAGGUUUGUCUCAUUGGGGAUUGUGUGGGAGGAAUCCUGGGAUUUGAUGCUCUCUGCAGCAGCAACCAGACGGUUAAUGAAAGUCAGAACAGCAGUCGCAGGGGCAGCGUGGUCAGUGUACAGGAUCAGGACCUUCUCUCCCCUGGAAUCAUUGUCAACAGUGGGCAUGGCUCAUCUUCUCCUACCCUGGAGGGCAGCCGCCAACUCAGUCGCAGCAACAUUGACAUCCCCCGGGCAGGCACCACUGACGACACCAAGAGACAAAUGCCACGCAAGAGAAGUGAUUCCUCCACUUAUGAACUGGACACCAUAAAACAACACCAGGCCUUUUUGACCAGCUUACACUCCAGUGUCUUGCGGAAUGAUGCCGCUUCUCGCAAGUCCAGUAGCAGCACCAUGCUGGAUGGAGGCUCCCUGGGGAAGUUUGACUUUGAGGUGUCCGACUUUUUCCUCUUUGGUUCACCACUGGGGUUGGUACUUGCACUAAGGAAGACAGUCAUUCCUAUGCUGGAUGUCCAACCAGCGCCAGUGAAUUGUUGAAUAAUGAGCUUGGGGUGGAGUUUAAUUCUUCAGAUGCUCUCCUAGAUUCUUGUAAAAUUCGUCUUGCUAAAUCCUUAAAAGAAAGGAAAGUGGACUACUUGUCAUAGUGAGACAGCACAACAGUGCACACAAGCAAAUGUGACCUCUGCUUUUAACCCAUCACUAAAGUGAACAGUGGGCAGCUUUAAGCGCCCGGGAAGCAGUGUGUGGGGACGGUGCCAUGCUCAGAGCACCUCAGUGGUAACUUGGCAGCUGGUGGACUCAAACCUGAAGCCUUCCGGACCCAAGUCCACUUCCUUAACCACUAAGAAAAGGAGAGGCAUAAUGGACUUCUGUGGGGGGGUUGGAAAGGAGAAAAGGAGGGGGAAAAAGGAAAAAAGAGGGGGAAACACUUGAAAGAAGGCAAAUCAGAGCAGGAAUUCUCAUUUAUUGUGUUUUUUAAUCUAUCAUGAAUCCAUAUACUAGUUUAAUUUGUGUUGUUUAUGUCAUGGAGUUAGUUACAUGCAAAUAAAAAAUUCAAUAUAUAGAAUUUGCAUCUGAAACCUACCACCCGGUGGAUGGAUGUGACAUUGUUUGGCCACUAUAUUUGUUUUGGUUUUUUGUUUUCAAGUAAUUAGCAGAGAAUUAGAGUUUCUUUUUUUAAGAACAAACCAGUUACAUAGAAAUGGUGAAUAUUUUAACAUAUUUUAAUUGUGUGUUAAAAUUUAACUAUAUGCAUAGAUAAUCAGAAAUGCCAACAUACAUAAAUGCAUAUAUACAUACACUACCGUUCAAAAGUUUGGGGUCACAGAAAUUUCCUUAUUUUUGAAAGAAAAGCACUGUUUUUUUCAAUGAAGAUAACUUUAAACUAAUCAGAAAUACACUUUAUACAUUGCUAAUGUGGUAAAUGACUAUUCUAGCUGCAAA